GCCGCCCCUGUGUGGCAUUCAUUCAUUCGACGCGGUGGGGAAGUCAUCAUGGGUGUCUUCCAGAUCCUGAUGAAGAAGAAGGAGCUCAUUCCUUUGGCAGUCAUCAUAAGUGUGGCUGCGGGUGGAGCCUCGUCUUUUGCUGUGUAUUCGCUGAGAAACAAAACCGACGUGAUUAUUGACCGGAAAAAAAAUCCAGAACCUUGGGAAACUGUGGACCCUAGUGUACCUCAAAAGGUAUUGACAAUAUAUAUAUAUAUAUAUAUUUUUUUUUUUGCCAGUCCUG
This is a messenger RNA of Dipodomys ordii (Ord's kangaroo rat), 283 nucleotides long. RefSeq names its product chromosome unknown open reading frame, human C15orf48 (gene Coxfa4l3). The annotation marks the transcript as partial. Lineage: Eukaryota; Metazoa; Chordata; Mammalia; Rodentia; Heteromyidae. The transcript is spliced from 4 exons. The record is from RefSeq and is a predicted model, not a curated record.